AUGGCCAACAUUGCCAAAGACACUACCCGACGCAACUCAAGCAAUCUCGAACCAGCUUUGACCGCUCCCCAGGCUGAACGUUUGACACCGGUCUUCGAGGAGGAAGUGCAGCCCAACGACGAGACUGAUGACCCGGACCAGGUUUACCGCGAGCUUUAUGGUGACGUUUGGGCGGAAUAUGGACCCGAGGACGAGGACCAGGAUGGAAACGAGCCAAGCGCCGAGAGUCAGGGCCAUGAUGAGCUCGACGGCGAGGACGAGAACAAGGAGGAGCUCGACGAUGAAGAUGUGACCAAGUCUGAGUCCGAGGAUGAAGGCGAACCAGAGCUGGUCCAGGACAGUGAUCUCAAAUCGAUCGAAGAAGACGACAGACCAUUCUGCAACCAUGCUCGGUGCUCUUUCUGCUACGAGCAUUGGCGUAGGCAACACUUCGGCGAGCGCUCACUCCCAUCUCCUCCUGGAACUCCCGAACAAGACGCCGGCAUCCCAGCAGCUCCUGUUCGCGGCGCGAAUCCUCAGCCGCCCGCUGCCGAGCCCCUGCCCGUCUCUCCUCAAGGCGCAUUCUUCUCUCCGAUGCAGCUCGACCCAGACGUGACUUUCGACGCAAACAUCGAGCCGUCUCCAGCAACUGUCUCUCCUCGAACCCAGCGUCCCACGCCGUCAGUCCUGAUCGAUACAUCCAUCCUUCGCGAGCUGCCUCGGCUGACCUUCCGCCACUUCGACCACGCAUACAGUGAAAGCGUCCGCGUCAUCUGGAUACAGAUGAUCGUCGCCACCACAACUUGGUUCACUCAGCAUGCGGGCGAGCAGAUGGAUGCGACUCGCAUGAGGCGGGAGUUCAGGGUGUUGUUAGGAGGGUAUGACCCCUUCGAUGGGAUUGGGGUGGAGGGCGACAUUCUGAGAAGAGCGUUGUUCGCGAUCGAUCGGAGAUUUUUCGUGGCGGCCUUGAUAGAGCGCGCGAUGAGGAUGUGGGAUCUUCAUUUUGGUCCGUUGGAGUGA
This is a messenger RNA of Zymoseptoria tritici IPO323, 999 nucleotides long. RefSeq lists its product as uncharacterized. The record is from RefSeq and is a predicted model, not a curated record. The coding region runs from base 1 to 999 and encodes 332 amino acids. Lineage: Eukaryota; Fungi; Ascomycota; Dothideomycetes; Mycosphaerellales; Mycosphaerellaceae. The transcript has a single exon.